AUGGAAACAAUGGACGCGUCCGACAAAAAUCGAACCUACCCAAAGUCCACCGUCGUGUUAAAAAAGCGCAUGCCAGAUAUCACGGAUACCACUGGGACGCAAUACGAAUCGAAGUACGUUGAAUUGAAUGAUUUACUUGACAUAGAUACAGACGACACGAACACUGUCACCGGUGAGGGGAGCCAAAUGGCGAUUGACGAGGGCAACGGUGGCUCGAGAGCAGAAGAGAAAACUUCUGGAGACGGAGACCUGAUGAGUAAGGUGACUGAUCAUAUCAACGGCGACAAAUUAAAGAAGGAUAUUAACACAAAGGAGUGUGCCAAGGGCUAUUUAUCAGGGUUUCUUGGAACUGUCUGCUUCUCUGAGGUUCCUAACCUGAAUGAAAACAUGAUGGACUCUCCCGAACCCCCUAGAUACGUUGGUAAUAGGGAGGGCACCGCGGAGUGGACACCGGAAAAGGACGCGUUUGAGGAUGUAGAAAAUAUGCCAAUUGACAAUGAAGAUUUACAAUACACUGACAUGUUAAGCGGGCAAAGUGAAUCGGAUGAUGAUGUGAGCUUGGUGCGGACCGGUGAUUGUGAAGAUUGCGUGCCUUGCAGUACCGUGGAGGAUGAGCCUCAUUACAUAACCACGCACGAGAUCCAGCUCUCCGAGCUUUCAGAUCACGAUGUCGAUAAUAAUAUCGGACAGGAGUGGGAUGAUAACCAGAUCUACUCUUUCGUAGAUUAUGCUGCUUUUGACGGCGAUGGAACGAUGGCAGGAAGAGAGAAGAGGGUGAAAAGCAAUCAGGGUCAGGCUAAUAGCGGUGCGGCAGUCAGCACGAAGCUGGAAAGUGAUCUCGGGGACAGGGACAAGUGCGCCAUCUCAGAUGAAAGUCUGUCAAAGAACCAAAAUAAUGUUAUAGGACAGAUCCACCUGUCAAUCAAAACGACUUCUCGAGCUAUAAAUGAGCCUAGCGACGUCCAAGAAAAUGAAAAUAUUACUUAUCAUGCCAAGCACGCCGGAGACAUGAGUCGCUACGUUUUUAGAGGAGCUGGUGAUGCAAAUACGGAGAAUGUCUGUGAUAGCGCUAAGUGUUUCAUAGCCGCCCCCGGACGCUUGCACUUUGGCAAGAAUUUAAAAGGCAAAGAUGUUAACGACUAUUCCAGCGGUGCGUCCAGCGCUGUCAGUGAACUUGACGAUGCGGAUAAGGAAGUGCGCAACUUGACUGCCAGAGCGUUCAGGAGUUUAGCAUACCCUUACUUCGAUGCCAUCAAUUUCAGCACCUCCAGCGAGUCCUCCGCCUCCGAGCUGGGGUUGAACAGGUGGUCAACUUUUGUUGACCUUAAAUAUGGCAACAUGAACAUGUCUCAGGGACGCGAACCAAACACAGCGUCUCAUAAAAGUUCUACGUCAUCCUCUGAAAUUGCUAAGAAUAAAGACAAUAAAGGAUAUAAGGGUUUGGCAUUGGCUAGUACUAAACCGCCCCCGAACAAGCUCUUUGCAUUGAAUGGUGCUCUUUCUGGUCCCUAUAACGCAUCUUCUGCAGCAAAGAAACUUGAGCUUAUGGGAAAAUUUGGGACGGGGCACGGUGGAGUUAUCACGCUCACAGAAACAUUAAAUAUUCGUUGUAAUGUCAAAUCAGGGCUGCCUGGGAGUGAAAGGCGCUCGAAAUUUGCACAAAACGUAACAGGAUCACGUUCCACAGAUGAAGUUACCAGCAAUUUGCCAAGCGGCCAGGGGAAUGAGGCCAGCAAGCAACCCUGUAAUGCAGGGGAAACCAUGGAAGGCACACACAAGAAAGCAAUAUUCGCCUCGAGCCUUCUUAAAAAUGUAAUUUCUAAGAAAAUGCAGUUUGAGCAGGAGCGCAAAAUGGAGAGGGGGGAGAUACGCGAGUCCUAUCACGCUCCAUCUCACUGCCUUCUCCGACAAGAGCCUGAAAUUGCGCACAUGGAGAGGGAGAGGUCUACACCGAAAGAGUCCAAGGAUUUCCAAAGGCAAAGCCCGAAAUACUCAGAUGCGAGUUCUGACUUAACUAUUGUUUGUGUCGAUGAACUAGGGGACUUAGUGGACACUAGCUCGUGCGAUGCCAAGGACGAAUGUCGGAGACAAGACACUUUAACUCUUGCACCAGAAACGAAUUUAGCGUCGACAAAUGAAGUAGGAUUCGAUACUAAAAAAGGAGCAUUCGAAAUGGCCAACAACACACUGCUUCGCAGCCAAAAUAGCGCAUUCAGAUCCUGGAGGGACGGUGAGCUAGAGUUUCAAAAGGAACAUAUAAACGAUAAAACUCCGGAGGGGAAACCGUCUUCGUCCAACGACAACCAAGGGGAAACGGACUUGUACACCGAUUCAGGCAACAGUGAGCUAACCAAAAUGUUACAUUUGUUUGUGCCAAGUAUCCAACAACUGUCCAAUGAGAGAGAAGUUUCAAAGCAGCUGCCGACUAUGAAUUAUUCGACCCGAGCUGCCGCGGAUAAAGGAGAGGGAGGAGGUAUGAAAUUACGCGCCAACAACACCCAAUACUUCGCUGGUCCGAGGAGUGUGGUAACAUCCAAAUCACCCGAAAUUAAAAUCAGUUUACGGAGUGUAAAAGAAAACAAAAGCGACCCGUUCAACGUUGCAAAGCUGGUGCCUUCCAAUAUAGGCUGCAACUCAGUCAACCUGAAAAAGGCAGGCGACGAGUCCAGAUGUCAAGCGCUCGCUGCAGCGUUGAAGGGUGAGUCCUCCGAAAAAGUACCACACUUCACGGUCAGAGACAUACGAGACCACAGGGGCAAGCUGCAAACACCUAUACACCAAGUUAGAGACGUGCGUAAAUUGGUUAAAAGUUCUUAUCACUUUGUGUCGUUGGAUAAUAACGCCACCGCCGGCGACCUUAACUCAGAUCAAAAGCUUUUCAAACACGGGUCUUAUCGAAACCCUGCGUCACUUUCCCCCAUAGUAAUAAAGUGUCAGUCUGUGAAUACCAAUACCAAUGGGAAUGGGAAGCAAUCUGGAAAUCUAAUUGGGUAUUCUAAACCUAGACUCAACGAGGAUUUAUUUGAAGUUGACAGGUCAUCACCCCAGCUAGAGGGUACCAAAAGCGACUUCCACCAACCGACAUGGAGAGCGCCAUUAUACAAUACAAAACAACUGAAAGGUGAUUCUUCUGAAGGCCCCAUUGGACUUGUAAUUGAAACCAGAACAGCUUCUAGAAAACAGGAUAAAACACCUGACAUCAGUGACAAGACUAAACCUGAGUGUAAAAUGUCCAACGUGGGUGCCUUCGAGAAAUUACAGGCUGCAGUCAAAACCAUGGAGCAGUUGUAUGUUUUUGAUAGAAAUGAGUGGAAGAGGAAAUCAGAGCCACACUCCAUGUUAUCAGACAGUCAUCUGCUCUCUCUCAUAUCCAGCGAGGAGCAUGGGCCAGAGGAGGAGGGAGUGAACGUGGCCAAUGCCAUGACGGUGCCAACAUUUAACAUGGACAAGCUCAUCCGGAGAGACUCAUACCUUAAUUCUGACAAAUCCCUGCCUGCUACGACCGCCUUGCCCGUUUGCGAAAAGACACCACCCAAACGAGAGGAGAAAGACCUCCUGAAGACUUUUCACAUUCCCAUCAGCCAGGAUGUGCCCAAAUCCCUGGCUCAGCUAGGUGGAACACCAAUGGGUACCAAUAAUGUGUUUAAUGUCAGCUCCAUGGCUUCAGGAAACCCCCCCACAAAUAACAAUAACAAGGCAUCAUCACAGCCACAUGCUGUAUCACAAUCACCUUACUGCAAAGGCUUCAGCCCAGUGUCUCCUAAACUUCCGGUGUCAGUGAAAAUCUCCCAGCAGCUCAGAAAGGCAGAGGAGAGACAGAGAGAGAGACAGAGGGAGACGGCCAACAGUAUGAAGGCAGACAUGCCCUUCCAGUUCAGCAGAGCUUCAGUCGAGCACGAAAACUAUCUCACCAUCCCUGUUAAGUCUCAUGCCACCAGCGCCAAGCAAACCGCUGUGUCCGCUGGCGGUGGAUGCGAGAAGACAGCAAUGUACACCUUCCCCGCCACUGGCGCCAAGACCCAGAUGGCCAGCCCACCCGGUUAUUCCGGCGCCAGGAGGCAGGAAGAGACCCGACUUUCCCCACAGAAACGCUCCACCAUCGUCAUGGAGACGAGAGCCCAGGACACGCCAACUGCCACCAUCUACCACAUGCCCAUGGCUCAGAGCAUGGCGUCCACCCAACCACAGAUGUACUGCUUUUCCCCAACCAUGUCCCCACAAGCCAUCCCCCAGAUCGACCACUACCAGCGCACCCAGAGAAAGAUGCUCUUUGACCCCAGUACAGGGAACUACUACCUGGUGGACACCCCCGUCCAGCAGGCCACCCGCCGCCUCUUCGACCCCGAGACGGGCCAGUAUGUGGACGUGCCCAUGUCCCAACAGCCCAUGUCCAUGUCCAUGCCCCAAAUGCCGCCCAUGCCCAUGUCCAUGCCCAUCUCGCCUCUAGCCCUGAGUCCCGGCUCCUAUGGCCCCACCUACAUGAUCUACCCAGGCUUCAUACCCGCCAUGCCCAGCACGCCUACCCUGAUCCCCACUAGAAUGCAGUCGCAGCUCUCCAUGCCGUUGGAACAGGAAGACUCCGGAAACAAAGGCGGUUCCUCCCAGCCAGACUACAUGGACAUGGAGAGUCCUUACUACAUGGCCACAGGGUCUGGGAAGUCUCCCUUGGCUGGAGGCUCCAGUAUGGGCCACGUCCAGCAGCAGGGCAGGCCGGGGGUCCAGGGCUUCACCUCCCAGCAGGGACCACGCAUCAUCGCCCCGCCCUCUUUCGAUGGGACAACCAUGAGCUUUGUGGUGGAGCACAGGUAAACGGCAGGACCUGUCACAUGAUACGAGUGAAUUUUGACGUGUCCUGAUGUGUUCUGGGCCCUCCAGUGCCACUAACCCUACCGUCUGGACCAUUUGGUUCAUGGUCGUCAAUGCCGGUUGUCAUGGUCAUCACGGUUCUUGGUCAUCUCAACCGACAGGACUGUUAUUGCCUCACCUUUCUGAAGUAGGCUACCACUCUAUCCCCCUUUCUUUUCUUAACAACUCUGUGUUACAUUUGGGAGUUUGGCAGAAAUGUUUACUAGUUAAUGUAGUUUUUUACC
Oncorhynchus masou masou (cherry salmon) is the source of this 5090-nucleotide messenger RNA. RefSeq names its product chromosome 23 C4orf54 homolog (gene c23h4orf54). The transcript is spliced from 2 exons. Bases 1 to 4809 code for a protein of 1602 amino acids. Lineage: Eukaryota; Metazoa; Chordata; Actinopteri; Salmoniformes; Salmonidae. The record is from RefSeq and is a predicted model, not a curated record.